ACGAUUGGAUCGCGCAUUUCAUCAGGACAAAUACCAUAGUCCACUCUGGGACAACUGUGUGUAAUAGGCAAUUUGCCCAAGACGAUCCCUUCUUGGCCAUCGACUUCACCAUGCGCAGACGGCCAACCCUCCUCUUCUUGCUCCUGACCUUCCUCUCCUCUCUCUCCGUCUCUCUCGCUGCCUCAAGAACUUCCUUUUGCAAAUGCACCUGUUUCGGCAACAGUACCAUUGUAGCGCUGGAUGCGCCCACUCCCCCUAAGAAGCCGGCCGCCGCCGAACUCAAGCCCCGCGCCUCAAGGAAGACGUGCAACGACUGCAAUCGCCAAUUCUGCCUCGGAUAUAGUUUCUGUACCGGAGAGAAGGAGGAGAACGUCUUGACAACGUGCUUCCAGAGAGAUUCGGCCAAGGAUCAGGCCGUUGUCUUUGUCUUCAUCGGCGCGACUGUGGGACUGUUGACCUGGGCGGGCGUGCGGCCUUGGGUCGAGGGCUGGAGAGAGGUACGUCUGAAAGCUUGA
Molecule: messenger RNA, 515 nt
Organism: Pyrenophora tritici-repentis Pt-1C-BFP
Lineage: Eukaryota; Fungi; Ascomycota; Dothideomycetes; Pleosporales; Pleosporaceae
Source: RefSeq, a predicted model, not a curated record